GUGUUUACACCGUCACCUGUCAAACGCACACCCUCCGCAACGAUUCUCUUUGAAAGGAGCUGAAACACACACUCACACUGAAGCGCCGACGGUAGCCGCUAACUGGACGGACUUUCUGGUAAUCGACCUUUUGCAGUGGAUAAGUGGAAUAAGACUUGAACCAUGAGCUCAGUGGCAGUGUUGACCCCGGAGAGCUUUGAGGAGCAUCGCAGUGGUCUCAAAGACCAGGAGAUUACUGGUUGCGUCUUGGAGGAUGAGGCCUACAUUCCCACCUAUUUGGAGGCCUUCCCUCCGCUGCCGGAGAAGGGGGCUCCGGGGGAAAAGACCGGAGAGCCGGUUUCGGCUUGGGGGAGCAAGAUCAGGCCCAUCAAAGCCUCCGUUAUCACCCAGGUGUUCCAUGUGCCCCUGGAGGAGCGGCGCUACAAGGACAACAGCCAGUUUGGUGAGGGAGAGGAAGCCAAAGUGUGCCUGGACAUCAUGCAGAGAACCGGAGCGCACAUCGAGCUGUCCCUGGCGAAGGACCAGGGCCUGUCCAUCAUGGUUACUGGGAAACUGGACUCGGUUAUGAAGGCUCGCAAGGAAAUCGUAGCUCGCCUGCAGACACAGGCUUCUGCUACGGUCGCCAUCCCCAAAGAGCACCAUCGUUUUGUCAUCGGUAAGAACGGUGAGAAGCUGCAGGAGCUGGAGCUGAAGACCGCCACCAAGAUCGCUAUUCCACGACCCGACGACCCAAGCGCCAACAUCCGCAUCACCGGCACCAAGGAGGGCAUCGAGAAGGCUCGCCACGAAAUCCUUCUGAUUUCGGCUGAACAGGACAAGCGAGCAGUAGAGCGCCUCUCCCUGGAGAAGGCCUUCCAUCCCUUCAUCGCUGGAGCCCACAACAGGCUGGUGCAGGAGCUCAGCCAGGAGACGGGUGCUCGCAUCAGCAUCCCCCCGCCAAGCCUGCCGAAGGACGAGAUCGUCAUCACCGGAGAGAAGGAAGCCGUUGCUCUGGCAGUCAGCCGCAUCCGGGCCAUCUACGAAGACAAGAAGAGAAAGACCACGACCAUCUCGGUGGAGGUGAAGAAGUCUCAGCACAAGUACAUCAUCGGUCCAAAGGGCAACACCCUGCAGGAGAUCCUGGAGGCCACCGGGGUGUCGGUGGAGAUGCCUCCGCUGGACUCUGCCUCGGAAACCAUCAUCCUGAGGGGGGAGCCCGACAAACUGGGGCCUGCGCUCACACAGGUCUACGCCAAGGCCAAGAGUGUGAUGGUGGUGGAGGUCAGCGCUCCAGCGUGGCUGCAUCGCUUCAUCAUCGGCAAGAAAGGGCAGAACAUCGGACGGAUCACGCAGCAGCUGCCUCGGGUUCACAUCGAGUUCACAGACGGUGAGGAGCGCAUCAGCCUGGAGGGACCGACAGAGGAGGUGGAGCAGGCUCAGGCCCAGAUUCAAGAGAUCAUCCAGGACCUGCUGGUGAGGAUGGACUACACUGAAGUCAUCAUAGAUCCACGUUUCCACAGACACCUGAUCGGAAAGAACGGAGCCAACAUCAAUCGGAUCAAGGAGCAGUACAAAGUGUCGGUGAGAAUCCCGCAGGACUCGGAGAGAAGCAACCUGAUCCGGAUCGAAGGAGACCCUAAAGGAGUCCAGCUGGCACGAAGGGAGCUCAUUGAGAUGGUCCAGAGAAUGGAAAAUGAGCGAACCAAAGACCUGAUCGUGGAGCAGAAGUUCCACCGGACAAUCAUCGGGCAGAAGGGAGAAAAGAUCAGAGAGGUUCGAGACAAGUUUCCUGAGGUCAUUAUUAAUUUUCCCGACCCGGCGCAGAAGAGCGACAUCGUCCAGCUGAGGGGGCCGAAGAAUGAGGUGGAGAAAUGUGCCAAGUUCCUGCAGAAAAUCAUCGCAGACCUGAUUGAGAACAGCUUCUCCAUCUCCGUCCCCAUUUUCAAGCAGUUCCACAAGAACAUCAUCGGAAAAGGCGGCGCAAACAUCAAAAAGAUCCGCGAGGAGACGAACACGAAGAUCGACCUUCCGACUGAAAACAGCAACUCUGAGAUGAUCGUCAUCACGGGGAAAAAGAGCAACUGUGAGGCCGCCAGGGAUCGAGUCCUCGCCAUCCAGAGAGAACUGGCCAACAUCAAGGAGACGGAGGUCACCAUCCCCGCCCGACUGCACAACUCUCUGAUCGGCUCCAAGGGCUGCCUGGUGCGCUCCAUCAUGGAGGACUGUGGGGGGGUCCACAUCCACUUCCCCUCUGAGGGCUCCGGCUCUGAUAAAGUCACCAUCAGAGGACCUGCAGGCGAAGUGGAGAAGGCCAAGAAGCAGCUGCUGCAGCUGGCCGAAGAGAAGCAAGUCAACAACUUCACCGCUGAGCUGCAGGCCAAGCCGGAGUAUCACAAGUUCCUGAUCGGACGAGGCGGCGCCAACAUCCGCCGCGUGCGGGACAGAACGGGGGCCCGGAUCAUCUUCCCGUCGCCUGAUGACCCCGAGCAGGAGCUGAUCACCAUCGUGGGGAAAGAGGAAGCUGUGCGUCAGGCCCAGAGGGAGCUGGAGAGCCUGGUCAAAAACCUGGAUGACGUGGUGGAGGACAGCAUGGAGGUGGACGUUCGACACCACCGUCACUUCGUGUGUCGGAGAGGUCAGGUGCUGCGGGAGCUGGCGGAGGAGUACGGCGGCGUGGCCGUGAGCUUCCCCCGCACCGGGUCCAACAGUCAGAAGGUGACUCUGAAGGGAGCGAAGGACUGCGUGGAGGCGGCUAAGAGACGAAUCCAGGAGAUCAUAGAGGACCUGGAGUCCCAGGUGAGCGUAGAAGUGGCCAUCCCUCAGCGAUACCAUCGCUCCAUCAUGGGGCCCAAAGGCUGCCGCAUCCAGCACAUCACCCGGGAGCACGAGGUCCAAAUCAAGUUCCCCGAGAGAGACGACAGCGCCGCAGGUCAGGAGGCUUCGGCACAGGAGAACGGUGACGUCAGUCCAGAGGCGGAGUUUGUCCCACCCAAAUGUGACAUCAUCGCCAUCUCUGGACGGGUGGAGAAGUGCGAGCUGGCUAAAGCAGCCUUGCUGGCGCUGGUGCCCAUAACGCAGGAUGUCGAAGUAUCUUACGAUCUCCAUCGCUACAUCAUCGGCCAGAAAGGCAGCGGGAUCAGGAAGAUGAUGGAGGAAUACGAGGUGAACAUCUGGGUGCCGCAGCCUGAGAAGCAGCUGGAUGUGAUCAAGGUGACGGGCCUGGCGGCCAACGUGGAGCGAGCCAGACUGGGUCUGCUGGAGCGGGUCAAAGAACUUCAGGCCGAGCAGGAGGACAGGGCCCUGCGCAGUUUCAAGGUCACCAUGUCUGUGGAUCCAAAGUUUCAUCCUAAGAUUAUCGGCCGCAAGGGGGCGGUCAUCUCUCAGAUCCGAAAGGACCACGAUGUCAGCAUCCAGUUCCCCGACAAAGGAGACGACCAGCAGGAUCUGAUCGUGAUCUCUGGGUACGAGCGGAACGUAGAGGAAGCCCGCCAAUCGAUCCAACAGCUGGUGGCUGAGUUACAGGAGAUGGUGAGCCAGGAUGUCCAUCUGGACCCUAGGACUCAUGCGCGCAUCAUCGGCGCCCGCGGCAAAGCCAUCCGCAAGCUGAUGGAGGAGUUUAAGGUGGAUAUCCGGUUCCCUCAGCCAGGCUCAGACGAGCCCGACAAAGUGACGGUAACGGGCCUCCCCGACACCGUUGACGCCGCCAUUGAUCACCUGCUCAACCUGGAGGAGGAAUACCUGCUCAGUGUGACGGAGACGGAGACCAUGGCAGCGUACAUGAAGCCUCCGUCUCGUUACGGAGGGGGAGGGGGAGCAGGAGGAGUGGAUGAUGGCAGUGGGGGGCCGGCUAAGGGCUUUGUGGUGCGGGACGCCCCAUGGAACGCAGCAGGGAACAAGGCUCCUGACAUGAGCAGUGCAGAAGAUUUCCCCACUUUUGGGACUGGCGUGGCUCCGAAGCAAACCUCGGCCUGGGGUCCCAAGAAGUUCUGAAGUUGCUCUUACAUGGAGAAAAAACAGAACAAAAACCUUCGCUAAAGUAGAUAAUGAGACAAAACUAAUUUCAAACUGCUGCUCGCCUUCCUCCUCUUCCUUGUUGUAUCUUUUACAUCCAGUUUAUCUUCUUUGCUGUUCUCCCACAACCAGCCACAGUGAAUUCUGGGAGAAUAAUUCCUUUAUUUUUAUUUUUAUCCUAUUUGUCUCUCUUACUGUAGUUUGUCCCAUUCCUCUAAGAGAGGACAUAUAAUGCUCUUAUUAUCAUAGUUUUGCUGUCCUGCUCUGACUCUUUGUGUCCUCAGUCAGUCUGACUGAAACAUUUCAAAAACACUUGUUUGUUUACCUUCUGGUCUAACUCAGUCAAGUCCCGGUAAAAAUAUGAAAUGUUUCAGUUGCUCAGACUUUGCUGAAUCAGUGUAGUAGAGCCAUAGAAAGGAAAUCUCCUCAAACAUCUAAAGCAAAACGCUUUCAGGGACCUGGGUAUCAUGUUACAGAGGCUAUAUCUGAAAUUUUGGAGCUUCAAAAAAGGGGCGGAGCCAGAGAGUUUGUGACCCAAAAAAGACCCCUUUUAGAUGCUUUUUUGUGGUUUCUCUCUGGUCCACCGUGCCGGUCACUAACGUGGUACAACAGGUGAGAUGUUAGCUGUGUGUUUAUGUAUGUCGAUGGGAGUUUUUUCCCACCCACUUGUGUUUUUAUAGAUUCCGUUUUUAUUAUUUGUUUUUCAAGCUAGAAACAAAAACAGCUGCUGGACAUAACAUUGUACUUAUUUUCUGUUGACUCAAAAAUGAUGUGAACGUCCUGUAAUGAAGGUUGUUUUUUUGUUUGUUUAUUGAAAAAAGGAGCCAUUUUCUUUGAACUACUGUGAUCAUCUGUUUUUAUAUAUAAAAAAAGCACUCACUGUAGCUUGCAACCUUUUGUUUGAGAGUGAAUGCUGUGUGUCAGGGUUCGGAGAAAAAUGUUAACAGUUAUUAUGUGCAAGUGUAAGAAAAAACUACUUUUCCUGCUAUUUUUUUAAACUGUGUGGGACAUUUUUGUUGUUGUCGUCGUUGGUUUCGGGCAUAUUUGAAAGACUGUAUGUUUGUGCGAGAGUGUGGGAGUUAAGAUGUAAAUUUGAAUGAAGCUGA
Molecule: messenger RNA, 5096 nt
Organism: Nematolebias whitei (Rio pearlfish)
Lineage: Eukaryota; Metazoa; Chordata; Actinopteri; Cyprinodontiformes; Rivulidae
Gene: hdlbpb
Product: high density lipoprotein binding protein b
Exons: 28
Coding region: 163-3969 (1268 amino acids)
Cellular component (GO): nucleus; cytoplasm
Molecular function (GO): mRNA binding
Source: RefSeq, a predicted model, not a curated record